Blumeria graminis f. sp. triticale is the source of this 1377-nucleotide messenger RNA. Lineage: Eukaryota; Fungi; Ascomycota; Leotiomycetes; Helotiales; Erysiphaceae. The record is from the annotation of a GenBank genome assembly.
AUGACUACAUCCGUAACAAUUAACUCUCAAGUAAAAUCUGAUGUCAAGGCUCCGAAAAAUAAGAAAGCUAUGAAUGCCGCAACUUUAGAUCAAUCUAACUCGAAAUCUGACAUUCAAUCUAACACCAAAACUGGACCAGAAGAAGCUUCCUCGAAUGAUAUCGCAGAUAAUAGCAACAUUGUAGAGAGUGCAUAUGAAAGUCCAUAUCUCCGGGAGUUACAAAAGAGUAUACGAAACAUAAACAAAAAGAUCUCAAAUGCCUCGAGGGUGGAUAAUAUCGUUGCAGAAAACCCUGAAAAAACUCUCGACGAGCUAGUAGCCUCUCGCAAAAUUAAUGCUGAUCAAAAAGCUCAAAUACUUAAAAAACCAGCCUUACAGGCAUCUUUGGCUCAAUUAGAAGAACAAGUCUCUCAGUACAUGAAAUUUGACCAUGAUUUUAAGACUCGUUACCAAGAAGAGAAGGCAAUUUUCGAGAAAAACCUAAAAGAGCAAGCUAGUAGGGAGUUGCAGGAUGCGAUUACAACAACAAAAUCCGAAGCACAAGAGACUGCAGCAAAAGAAUUGGAGGAUAGUCUACUACUACUCUCCAAGUUCCUCAAACUUGCUGCAAUCAGAAGGGCAGAAGAAGAAGUUGCAGAACUAAAUGAGAGUAAAGCACUAGAAGGACUUCUAGCCCAGGUAUACUCUGGUGAUUCGGCAGCUGUCGCUGCCAUGCUCAAUUUGAUAAAUGGAUCUGAAAAGACCUUGAAGUCGGUCUCUGGGGAGGAUCUCGAUACUACAUAUGCUACACUCAGGGCUGCGUCACUGGCACAAGUACCAUAUGCCGACGUUGAUGAACUUCUUGAAAGUGACGAAGUUGUAAAAUCAUCGGAAUACACUGUUCAGGGAGAUCCAACCAUAAUACAUGCAGGUCUUACAGAAACUGAUGCUAAUACAGAUACCGCCCUCACGAAUGGUAACAUUGAGCCUUCUGGGAGCCAGGGUAUCAUAAGAAAUUCAGGCUUUGGUAACGAGGCUACCAAUGCCGCAGCUGAGCAUAAAUUAAACGGAAACAGCGAUCUAUCUCAGUCUCAAGAAUGGAUUAAGUUACCAAGCGUAAUUCCGACUGAAUCUAGCGAAACUGACAGCUCUGCCGCUCAUUCCAAGGUUCAAAGUUGGGCUGACGAUCGACCUGAAAGUCCUGCUGAUGCUCCAAGUAUUGCUCCUCCUGCAGUAGAUGACGGCUUCCGAGAAAUACAGCGAAGCCGUGGAGGUCGCGGUAACCGUGCAGGUCGGGGUGAUGGCUACAGAGGUCGAGGAAACUACAGAGGUGAUGGAUACCGUGGACGUGGACGCAAUGGAGGAAAUAGUCGCGGUGGCCGUCGUGGAGAUGAAUAG